CCUCUUAGUGCUAAAGAAGAUCCGGUUUCCCCCUCGUUGUCUCACUCGGGAGUCGCCAUUUUGACACACAUACAAGCUAUCAGAAGUAACGAAGAUAACAGAAAGAAAACCAUGAGUGGAUGUCGUGUGUUCAUCGGUCGUUUGAGCCCUCACGCUCGUGAGAGGGACGUGGAGAAAUUCUUCAAAGGAUAUGGAAGGAUCCGAGAAGUAAAUUUGAAGAACGGAUUCGGCUUUGUGGAGUUUGACGACCACAGAGACGCUGAUGAUGCAGUUUACGAGCUGAAUGGCAAGGAACUCUGUAGUGAAAGGGUGACUAUAGAGCAUGCCCGAUCCAGAAGAGGGAGAGGUGGUGGGCCUGGGAUGGGUGGCGGGGGUGGAGGAGGAGGAGGACGCUUCUCACCUCGUUUCAGCAGCUACCGCCAGGGGUCUGGUGAUCGCCGCGGUGGUGGCGGGUCCAGUAGGUACGGGCCCCCGGUGAGGACGGAACACAGAAUCAUCGUGGAGAACCUGUCGUCACGCAUCAGUUGGCAGGACCUGAAAGACCUGAUGAGGAAAGUUGGGGAGGUCACCUUUGUGGAUGCCCACCGAACCAACAAGAACGAAGGGGUGGUGGAGUUUGCAUCGCACAGCGAUAUGAAGAAUGCCAUCGAUAAGCUUGAUGGAACAGACUUGAAUGGACGCAAGCUGAAGCUGUCUGAGGAUCGCAAGAGCCGCCGCAGCAGGAGUCGUUCCCGUGGCUCUCGUAGCUACUCCCGGUCCCGUAGCCGCUCCCGUUCCCCCCGCUCCAAGUCCCCCAGCCGUAGCAGGAGCCGUAACCGCUCCAGGAGCCCCCGCUCCGCCAGCCGUACCCCGGAGAAGAAGCCUUCCUCUGGAGGAGGGGGCAGGGCUGCACAUCGCUCCACCUCACGCUCCCCGUCCCGUUCCAAAUCCCGUUCCCGUACCCCUCCCGCACGCUCUCGUUCCCCUGCCCCCCGUUCCCGUACCCCUCCCGCACGCUCCCGUACCCCUCCCGCACGCUCCCGUUCCCCUGCCCCGGCCCGGAAGCCAUCUCGGUCCCCAUCGGUGGAGAGCCAGCACUGAGUGUACUGUUCAGUUCAGUUUAGUGAUAGUCCAGUGGAGGGAGGAGAGACUCAUUGGAAUGGCUGGAAUGGAACACUGUUUGAUUGGGUUCUAUUGAUUCCAUUCCAAUGAGUCAGUCCUCUGAUUUUUAAAGUGACCACCAGUCUCCACUGGUGUAGUGGUAUAGACUGAAGCGUUGUCAUGCUGGAGCCAUGGCGCCUGGCUUUGUGCCGGCCCGCCUGCUAGUCUGGGUUGUAAUGAAGAGGAGCAUUGCCUUGGGAGUGAUGCCCUCUCCCACAAUCUCGUUAUUUUUUUAAAAUCGGAGCUUUGGUCCUGAUUGGUCCAGUUUCUCUUGGCUCUGUACUGGUUGUUAUGUUAUGAUUUUAUAGGUUGGAUUGUGCUUCCCUAAUUCAACUUCUAAUUUAGGCUUUAUUGCUAUCUGAAUAAUUAAAACGUUUCCUUUUGAAAACCGAACCUUUUUUUAGUUAAUGAAAUGUACAGUGUGAUUUUGAGAGCUUUUGAUUGGGGUCGCAGUCCUGUUGAAUAUCUGUAAUAUUCUCCCUGCAGGUUGUAAGUGUCAUUGUGAUUUAAGUUGUAUGAAAUGUACCAUUUUUGAAGUGAAGAACUUUGGCUAAGCUUUGUUGUGAGUAAUCAAUACAAUGUUAUUUCCAUCACCAUUUUUGCCCUGUUGGUGUUCCAAUCCACUUUCCUGACAAGAGUUAAGUUUAAAUUGCACCCGAAAUGAUUUGGAUGGGUGUGAAGUCAUUUCCCCUACGAUUGGUUUUGUUGCGUUUUAAAGUUUUUACUGAUGAUGCUGAAAAAUACUGUGAAUAAGCGCUUCACAAAUUAUCUUGUGGUCAUGUACGUUUUUUACAUUGCUUUUACAUAAGACUACAAUUGCAUAGUUUAAACCUCCAAUUUUAAGUGUGCAUGCUUUCAGUUGAACUCCUGUCUUCGGUGUACUCGAUGGGCUAGCCCUGAGUGUCGGUGUGGAAGAUUCCGGUCAUAAUUUGACUCUCUUUCUGUUCAAAAUGACUGAACUAUAAAUGUCCUUAUUUACCUGUGGCUCCGGAGAUCUGAUGUCCUUGAUUUUUCUGCAGUUUGCUUUAGAUUCUGCUCCUUAACAUUUUGUUGUCUCACCAGACACGAGGCAGACAGCGGUGUCUGCAUGUUGUAGCCAGGGAAAUGUCUGUCAAAUCUUAAUUCUUGAGUCAACUGAUUUUGCUACAAAAAUAAAACAAUCCUUGCAAAUGUA
Molecule: messenger RNA, 2314 nt
Organism: Coregonus clupeaformis (lake whitefish)
Lineage: Eukaryota; Metazoa; Chordata; Actinopteri; Salmoniformes; Salmonidae
Product: serine/arginine-rich splicing factor 5
Exons: 8
Coding region: 112-1080 (322 amino acids)
Cellular component (GO): cytoplasm; ribonucleoprotein complex; nucleus
Molecular function (GO): mRNA binding
Source: RefSeq, a predicted model, not a curated record